GUAGGACCCAGGGGACAGAGGCUCCGGGGAGAGGGCCAGGAUAAAGCCACUCCAAGGUAGGUGUGUACACACAGACACACAGUGAGUGGGUCACAGUGACACUGCCUGCAGAGUACAAUGACACAUGGAGACUGCCUGACCUCAAGUAACUCUGGGGGGAGAGGGAAGAGCCAGAGGACCCAGCCCCGGCGUGCCCCAUUCUUGCCCUGUCCUGAGCCUCCAGGUUCAUCUCCGGCAUCUACUGGCCUCCAGAAAAAGAGAGAACAGGAGUUCCCAGCGGUGGUUCUGCAACAGCUCGAGCGCGGGGGACACGCGCAGCAGACGGCCACAGACGCCUCAAGGCUGCGCGCGAAGACACGGCGCAGGCAGACGCACAGACGGGGCUCCCCCACCCUGGACACGGCGGCAGCGAGUUGGGAAGCCCAGGAAACCCCGGGUUCCGUCGGAAGCCUCCCGGCACCCAGUCCCCUUCCGCAGCGCCAAUCUGGGGCAGGACAUGGGGCCCCGACGCCUGCGGGAACCAGGGGCUCCCCAAAAUCCCCGGGGGAGGAGUUACCUCGCAGCCGGGGACGCAACCCGUUCGGGGUGACCGCGAGCACAGCGUCUGCCCUAACCCGGCGCCCUAGUGCUUCUCGGCAUCAGGGUGCGGGGUCCCGGGAGAGGAGCCGUCCGGGGGGCCGCGGCUCAGGGGCGCGGGGCGACGGCAGCGGCCAUAGCGAGUCACGUGCGGAGGCUGAAACUUUACCCGGAGCCCCAGACUGAAGGGGCGGAGGGUACGGAGCAGAGGUAGGGGGAGGCCCUCUCCCUCAGGCCCGCCCCUGCCCGCCCACCGACCAAUCAUCAGUCAGGGGCGGAUCUACAGACUCACGCCCGCCCCCGCCUCUCCUUAAUAGACCCCGAGAAGGGCGAGUCUUAAAGGAGCCGCUCCUAACUGAAGACUGGACCGUGGGAAUCCGGGAGAAUCCCUCCCUCAGACCCAGAACCGAAGAUUCAGAGCGACAGGGGGGGUGAGGUUCUGCGGAAAGAAUGAAAAUAGCGCUUGGUGGAGAAGACCGCAGCGUGUGGUAUCCUACACUCCUUUCCCCCCAGCCACACACACACCCACACCUAAACCCGAGAAGUGAGGCGGCGGCGUAACAUGGAAUUGAGUGAGGUGACGCCUGCCCUAGCUGUCAAGCCCCUGAAUCCUAUAAUUAUAAUCCUCUUCUAGGGACCAGCUGGAACUGAGAGCUGUGUGACCUUGACUAAGUCACUUCCCUUCCCUGGAUCUUAAGUAUCUCAGCUGCAAGAAAAAAAAAAAAAGAGUCCAGGAGUAGAUCUCCCGCAAGUACAUCUCUUCUUUCCCCAAACACCUUUCCAGCUCCAGUGGGUCCUAGGAACUGUGGCUCAACCCAACCCCCCAGCCCCCUUAAAGUACUCUUCUCAAAGGGCAACUUUUGGAUCUUCCAGUAGGGGCGCCCAGGAGCACCCCUCCGUGCUCAAAGACUCAGACUCAAGCUUCUCUCUCCCGAACAAGUUUGGAGAAGCCAGGAAAGCUCUUGUUCAUAUUCCAACUGGACAGGAUCUGAAUCACUCUCCAUCUGUGAGACCC
This is a messenger RNA of Rhinopithecus roxellana (golden snub-nosed monkey), 1591 nucleotides long. Its product is annotated as translation initiation factor IF-2-like. The transcript is spliced from 2 exons. The record is from RefSeq and is a predicted model, not a curated record. The coding region runs from base 118 to 762 and encodes 214 amino acids. NCBI's taxonomy places the organism in Eukaryota, Metazoa, Chordata, Mammalia, Primates, Cercopithecidae.